UCUCGCUCCCCUUCGUCUGCAAUGCCUGGGCUGGGGCCAAGAGCCGGAGGGGAGGAGCUUCGGGCGCAACGGCAGGCGGAGGACGGGAUAGCGGCGCUCCUUUUACGCCUGUGGCGAGACCUCAAGGAACUGCUAGACCAGGAAUUUGUAAUGAUGAUCAGCCUCUGACUGAACCCCUAAAGCUGGGAACUCAACGGAUGCUCAAGAUACAUUAACAUCUUCUGCACAAACUGUUAAACUGAAUGAACAGCCGAAAAUGAUCUCUGUGUUGUGGCUUGCAUGCUGGAUCUCCCUGGCUUAUUCGUUCCAUAAUAGGUCACGUCUUGUUGUCCUUGUGCCUGUAGGAGAACCUGUGGCUGUCAGCUGUCCAUUGUUACCUUCUCAGCAAUCUGACCACAAUGUGACAUGGUACAGGAAUGGUAGUGCUAUAACUCUAAUGGAAGAUAACUACUUGAGGAUUCAUCAGGAAGGAAACUUGCUUUGGUUUAUCCCUGCCAAGAUAGAAGAUUCAGGAUUUUAUGAAUGUCGCGUUGGAAACUCCAAAAGGGAGAGCAAGGAACUGCAGGUUUUUGAGAAAGAUGACGGUUUAUGUUUCAAUAAAGAUGUAAUCUAUCUGCAAAAACUACUCCUGGAGAACAAUGGAAAUUUGGUUUGUCCUGACCUGGAGUAUUUUGAAAGUGAAGAUAGUCCCCUUGUUGUUCAGUGGUCCAAGGAUUGCCAUCCAGGAUUAUUUGAAGAUAAGAGAUUUCAAGCUUUAGGACAUAGCCUUUCAAUUAAUAAUGUAAAUGAGAGAGAUAAAGGAAUCUAUGUGUGCCGAACAAUGUAUACUUAUAUGGGAAAACAAUAUAAUGUUUCACGAGCCAUUCAUCUGAAUGCUUAUGUCUCUCCAGAGAAAUUACCACAAAUUAUUUAUCCCCAUAAUAAUUCAGUUGAAGUAGAACUUGGAUCCAAUUUUCUUAUAGAGUGUAAUGCCUCUGGAGAAACACGAGAGAUAUUUACAUCCUGGGAGGUCAAUGGAUCAGCACUUGAAGAUUUUGAUAACUCACUGAUAGUGGAAACAUAUGAGUAUGUAUCCCUUUCUGGAAAAUGGAUAGUAGGAACAAAAUUUAAUAUUUCUGUGGUGAAAAACAAACACUACUUGACGUUUUCGUGUUUUGUAUGGACUCCUACACUUGAUGAAAUAGCUGUGUAUAUCACGCUACUACAUCCAACUAAACAUAUUCAGAGUUAUUUGAUUGGAGGACUGGUUUCACCACUACUUAUUAUACUGGCUGCAGUUCUUACUUACAAGGUUUUCAAGGUGGACAUAGUGCUUUGGUAUCGACAGUCCUGCCAGCCUCUUUUCAGAAAGGAAGUUUCAGAUGGAAAGCUUUAUGAUGCUUAUGUCGUGUAUCCCUCAAGUGUAACAAACUGCAUAUAUUCAUCUGAUACCUUUGUCCUGAAAGUACUACCUGAAGUUUUAGAAAAACAAUGUGGAUAUAAUCUCUUUAUAUGUGGCAGGGAUGAUUUACCAGGGCAAGCGGUGAUCAGUGUUGUUGAUGAAGCUGUCAGACUAAGCAGAAGGGUGAUAAUUGUGUUAGCACCAGGUUCAUAUUCCUGCAGCAUGCUGAGGGAUACUACUGAGCAACAAAUAGCUAUGUACAGUGCCCUUAUUCAGGACGAAAUUAAAGUUAUAUUGAUUUUGCUGGACAAAAUAAAAGACUAUGCCAACAUGCCGGAAUCUAUAAAGUAUCUGAAACAAAAACAUGGAGUACUUAUAUGGAAAGGAGAUUUUUUGGAGCAAUCUCAGUUAGCAUCUUCAAAGUUUUGGAAAAAUGUGAGGUAUCGAAUGCCAACGAGACAAAAUCCACCUUCCUUGGACCAUCACUUGCUACCCGUGACUCUUACAGCUUCUCGGAUAUCUGAAGGCUAUGGCUGAAUUACAUUGUUUACUUGUGCCAAGGUUCUUGUGGGUGUGGUAUACAUACACUUCCACAUACGGGGUGUUCAAGGUUGGAAUAGUCUUCAGAAACACAGUUUCGAACAUUUGGCAAGUUCCUUCUGCAAUAGUUUAUUCAGCCAUACACCCGAAGUUUUGGAUCUGCCAUGGGAACUACUGUGUGGAUGUUUGAAAGGAAAAGGGAGACAGCUGCUACUUCAUAUAAGAGUAUUACUCUAUAGACAAAAGAAAUGAAUGUGAAGGAAACUUUUCGGCUUAUGCACAGCUUUAAAAGUUUUUAUUGAAAAGUCAAGGGCUUGAUUUAAAACAGCUGCUGUUUAUAUCUGCUGCACCCUUGAUGGCCUUUUUUGUUCCCUCUUUAAAAACAUAAUUCUAUAUACUGUGCAUAUUACUAUAGUAUCUCCCAAGGAGAAACAGCACUGUAACUCAUUAUCUAGGUAGACUGUCAUGCCAAAGUGUAAAUGCAAAGGGGGAAAAAAAGCUUGAUUCAUAUUUUUAUGACGGUGGAUAACAUGCAAAUGUAAUUUUUAGUGCUGACAUAAAUCAUGUGAUUGAUUUUGAUGUUACUUGGGUAGUAGGAUGAGAUUUUUUUACCCUUAAAGCAUCUACACAGCUUUCCAAAUAGCUAAACAUUUUGUUCAGUUAUGAGCACUUUUUGCAAUGAGUAGUAGCUGUACUUAAACAUACAUGCUUUAUUUUUUAUGGGAGAGGUUUGCAAUAGACUCAUUUCUAAGAAUUGUAUAAUUUUUAUAAUUGUUAUGAAUAGCAUAAUAAAAUUGUUUCUAUGAA
Messenger RNA from Eublepharis macularius, 2728 nucleotides. Its product is annotated as interleukin-1 receptor type 1-like. Gene Ontology annotation, molecular function: interleukin-1, type I, activating receptor activity. The transcript is spliced from 12 exons. Bases 257 to 1918 code for a protein of 553 amino acids. Gene Ontology annotation, biological process: regulation of inflammatory response; signal transduction. The record is from RefSeq and is a predicted model, not a curated record. NCBI's taxonomy places the organism in Eukaryota, Metazoa, Chordata, Lepidosauria, Squamata, Eublepharidae.